CGUAACCUCUGGAGGAGGUGGAUUACUCGUGUUCGUUCUUAAUCAAACGCGUUUCGGUGUGAUUUGUGUUUUUAUUGUGGUGUACAAUGGCUUACAACGGUGGUAGUGGCAAGAGACUGUGCUUAGGAACCGACCUGGACGUAGAGAGGAGUAAUGGCAACAAUUACAUGUCAGGCGAGCCAAGGCGUAAGCGCGAGAUGCCCGCGCGGCCGAACCACAUUCUGCUCUACACCAUCAUCAACCCGGCUUAUCCCAUCACUGUGGACGUCAUACACACGAUCAGCACGCCACACGGUCAAGUGCAGAGGAUUGUCGUCUUUAAGAAGAAUGGAGUACAGGCGAUGGUUGAAUUCGAGAGCAUCGAAUCUGCGACACGAGCUAAAGAAGCCCUACACGGCUGCGACAUUUACUCCGGAUGCUGCACUCUCAAAAUCGAAUUUGCCAAGCCUGAAAGACUAAACGUUUUCAAAAAUGACCAGGACAGCUGGGAUUAUACAUUGUCAGAAGACGUCCAACCGACACAGCGAAGUGCACCUCUUCUGCAGUCUCCCCAGUACACCGGUGGAAGACCACAACCAUACAAUCCGACUACAAUGACGACACAAGCGCCGAGACCAUGCAGCGAAGACUCAUGCAGUCAGCACAGUCAGAUGUCUUGUGAUCAGAACGAUAUGGACUUCGGCAGUGGCGGUCCACCGCCUCCGGGAAUGAUGAAAGAUAGACACGGCCCCCCACCUCCGCAUCACCCGCGCGAUGGUCGUGGUUACGGUCCAGAAGGGUACGGCGGGGAAGGGUUCGUACCACCUCCUCCGAUGCACCACCCACCUAUGCCACCACAGAAUCAGGGUGGUCCCCCCCAACAAGGAGCGGUGAUGAUGGUAUACGGCUUAGACCCAAAUACGGUCAAUGCAGACCGAUUGUUCAACCUUUGCUGUUUAUACGGAAAUGUUGUGAGAAUAAAGUUCCUCAAAACGAAGGAAGGCACUGCGAUGGUUCAAAUGGGUGACGGCGUUUCCGUGGAACGAUGUGUUCAAAACCUCAACAAUGUCACCGUCGGCGACUACACCCUCACACUCGCUUUCUCAAAACAGGCGUACCUAUCGGAAGUGAUGAACCCUUACCCACUGCCAGACAAGAGUCCCUCGUUCAAAGACUACGUCGGUAACAAGAACAACCGUUUCCUGACGCCCGCCUCCAUACACAAGAAUAGGAUACAGCCUCCGUCCAAGGUUCUGCAUUUCUUCAACACGCCACCCGAUGUGUCGGACGAACAGCUGUUACAGGUGUUCCAGGACUACGGAGUGACGCCUCCUCAUACCAUAUCCAAAUUCCCGCUAAAGAGCGAAAGAUCAUCGUCGGGUUUGAUGGAGUUCCAGAACAUAUCCCAGUCGGUGAUGGCCAUUAUGGCGUGCAAUCACGCAACCAUACAGCAUCCAGGCGCGAAAUUCCCGUUCGUUAUGAAGCUCUGCUUCUCGUCGUCGAGGCAGAUCGGUCAGGGCAAGGGACAGACUCCGACCAAGAAUCAAAACCACAGUCAGAGCCAGGACAACAACCGGCAAGGUCACGACAACGGCAUCGAUCAGGACUACUACUAACGGCGAUGUGGCGGCGAACACACAAACACACAUAUCAAGACGGACGGCACACAGACACACACAGGCACACCACUACGAGUGCAAGGGGAAUGGGGAUAACAUGGGGAUUGCCAUUGCUUAAUUAUUUAAAAAAAAAAACAUUUAAAUUACAAUUUUUCGGAGCCACAUUACAAUAAUGACUGAAGGGUAAAUUUUUUUUAGCAAUGGCAACAUUUAUAAUUCCUUUAUAUUAUAAUUUGUGAUCUAGUUCACUCAUAAAGACAUUAACAGAUAGUUUAUAUAAUAUUAGACACUAAAACAAUUUGUUUCAAAGAACACAUGAUUACAUUUCCAUUAUAUAUAUUAUUCUUUUUUUUUUCUUAUCUUUUGUUUUUUGGGGUUACCCGUUAAAUGCAAACGCAUUUCGUUUUACGUAGCGAGCGAUUUAGUUUUUAUAAGCAUUAUUCCCAUUUAUUGUUUAAUACUAGUUUUAGUUUAGUAUCGUUUUUAAUCGGUGUCAUUUUCAAACGUUAUUUUCCUUACAUUCGACUGUAAUUUCUAAGUGUCUUUUUUAGUGAUUAGUUGUUUAAUUAAACAAUUAUUUAUCUCCUUCUGUCUAUGUUAUUGAUUUGACCUUCGAAAUCUUCUAUUACAGACUCACUCUCUAAACAGUGCUUAUAAAUAAGGCCCUAAAAAAUUAAUAUAUAAUUUCAAGUUGUGAAAAUGGCACCGUUUUAUCCAUUUAGUAUGAGGUUAAUGAGUUAUUAAUUUGAUAUGUACGCAAUGUCGUACAAAGAUGUAGAUUUUCUUUUUGUUUGUAAUUAAAAAAAAAAAAAACUUUAUAUUAUGAUUUAUUUUGUAAUAUUUUGAUAAUUCGGUUGUACGAUAACUUGGCAGUUGUGAAUUGUACAAGAAAUAAAAAUGUGGUAUAAGGUAGAUUAUUUGAGUUUUAUUUUUCAUUUUUUAUUAAUAGGCUUGGAGUGUGCAUGUUUUGCGAUACGCAUGUUGUGACGUCACAGUAUUGUGGCGCAGUUGACGUUUCGUUUAACCUGAUCCGUUUUAAGAACCAAGAUGUGUAAUUAUAAGAAUAGUUUAGCACUCUUUAGGCUAGUAGUAAGUGUCAUUGCAAUGUCAAUUAUAUUCGACUAGAAAAAAAAAUUAUGAACCGUAACAGAUUUUCUAUAAAUUUUUCUUAAAAAUUAUAAAAAAUGUGACGAUUGGAAUAAAAUUAAGAACGCCAGCACAAUAAUUUAUCGUUCAAACUUUGCAGGUGAUGUUUUUAUGUUGAAUGAAUUGUGAGGUGAUAUUUCAAAAAUGGAAUUUCCUGCAAAUUUUGAACUAUUUUUUUUUUUUUAGAAUUAGAUCGUCAAUACACGAACACCAAAUGAUACCAUAAUCACGCUGUCUUUUUGUUCGUACUUAGAAUAGAUUUGUAUGGUGUGAAGUGUGGUAACCUGCCUAUAUUGCUGUUUAUGAUAUUACUGUAUGUCUUUUAACUGUUUGAUUAAACUAACAAUCAAAAGAAAUGAAAUUUAAUUUAAAAGUAUUUUUUAUCUGUUAUACCGUAAACAGUUUUAUAGUCAGCAAAAAAAAACUAAUAACCCCUUUAAUAGUUGAUUAAAACCAUUGUUAUCAGGUAAAUAGAUGCAUAUCUUUUUCUCUAGAAAUAUUUUCAAAUUUGAAAAAAAUAAAUGUGUUAGUAUUAGGACAUUGGUGUCGUGAUAGCUUACUAUGUUUUGUGUUUGAUGUAUAUAAGGAAAUAAAUUACUUUGUCAGUAAUAUUUUUUAUAAUAAGCGCUAUGGAAUAUUGUAUUAAAAACGUAAUGUCAACGAUUCGAUCAACUCUUCAUUAAAUACAUCCACGAGGCGACAGAAAUAACGACUGAUGGCUCAUUUAUUUGUAAACGUUUUUUUAACGUAUUUAAAAUUGAUUCGAUUGCAAAUAAACUUAUUUAACGAGACAAAUUGCUGUCCUUUUUAAACUUACAUACAAAAAAAGAGAUAGCGAUAUUUUUUUAAUUAGCUUGGUUAACAGAUCGUGUACAAAUUAAUGCAUGUAAAUUCAUUUAAAAUUUCUUAAUGAUAGAUAAAAACAUAUUCGAAAUUCGAUUUGAAAUACGUUAAUCAUACUUUACAAAUAUGGCCGUUUUUAAAUACUACGCUCAAAACAAAACUGUAAUAAAUUCACAACACUUGUAUGUGACACACAGCACGAAAUGUCUGAACUGAAAAAUAUAAACAUACAUAAUAAUACCGCACUCUAGCCUUUUACAUAUUUUAAGAUAAUGUAACGAUUAUAUUUAGUUCUUGUUUCUUAUUUCUAGACAUUACAUUGGUAUUAGGUACUUGUAGUUACAUCGUAAACAUUAAAUACAUGUCAACACAACAAACUUCUUUCAUUUAAACACGACCAGAACAUUCUAUAAACCCUCAGGCCUCAAUGGAUACAUCCUACCACAAAACAAGGAAUACAAAACGCAACUUUAAGCACUUUUAUUCGCCUAUUUUAACUUUUCAUUGAAACUAACCUAAAAAUCUUGCAAAAUUUAUUAAAUUGUUUAUAGUAAAAGAAAACACUAGAUAACCUAUAUUAUACUGUAAUUUCUUAAAAAGUCUUCACUCCUAUUCAUUUUUUUUUUUUAAUAAAUUCUAAAAUUCUAAAUUUAAAAGCAUUGAUUAUUGUGUUUGACAAGGUUAGGAAAAACAAUGAUAAUUAGUAUUCCUUUUUACGGACGACAAUAAACUUUAGUUGAGAUACAUUUUAAAAUUUAAAUGAAAUAUAUUUAUCAUACACUCUCAUUAUUACGACGUGCCAUUAUUAUGAUUGCUCAAAUAAAUAUAUAUAUAUAUAUACACAAAUUUUAUAAAAAUUGUUAAAAUGUCGCAAGCUUAUGUCGUAAUUAUUUUUCGCACCAAAAAUUCAUAAAUGUAUAAAGUGUGAAGAUAAAAAAGUUAAGUUUAAAUGUACAUAUUAAAUUGUUUCGUUAUGAAAUAUAUUUCUCUUAGUUUUAUUGUAAAGUCUAUGUAAUAAAUUAUAUUUAAUGUUAGGACGCUGCACGUACGACGCGAAAAUAUGUGAAUUGUAAAGAAAUAAAAAAGUUUUUGAUUGA
Molecule: messenger RNA, 4684 nt
Organism: Nymphalis io (European peacock)
Lineage: Eukaryota; Metazoa; Arthropoda; Insecta; Lepidoptera; Nymphalidae
Gene: sm
Product: heterogeneous nuclear ribonucleoprotein L
Exons: 16
Coding region: 87-1595 (502 amino acids)
Biological process (GO): mRNA processing; regulation of RNA splicing
Cellular component (GO): nucleus
Molecular function (GO): mRNA binding
Source: RefSeq, a predicted model, not a curated record